Molecule: messenger RNA, 3477 nt
Organism: Alnus glutinosa
Lineage: Eukaryota; Viridiplantae; Streptophyta; Magnoliopsida; Fagales; Betulaceae
Product: calmodulin-interacting protein 111
Exons: 11
Molecular function (GO): ATP hydrolysis activity; ATP binding
Source: RefSeq, a predicted model, not a curated record
CAAGCAUUUCAUUCCUUAAAAAAAAAUCAUGAAAAGUUUUCCCUAGUUCCUUAACUAAAACCCUACAGGAGGAGUAGGGUUUUGCAUAUUUUGAAGCAAUUGCGUUGUAAAUGAGUUUUCCCAAUUCUUCGCUAUCGAAAAAUGUAGGUGAAAGUGUUUGAUAGGCAGCCAAUUAUGAAUUAUUUGAUUAAUCAAUGUGAGUCCAGAAGCUCUCACGUCUGAGAUUGAGGUUCUGCAAUUUCAGUAGGCAUCAAAGUUUAUAAAGGGAAAAGAUGCCGCCCAAGACAAAGAAGCAUUCGAAGGCAAAUUCGAUGCUGUUCAACGGUGACCAGUCUGCAUCUCCUCGGACACCAGAUUUUGAAUCCAGUGAAGAGGAUCUUUUGCGCGCUCUUGAAGAAGCUUCUAGCAAAUAUCCUGCUCUGAUCGCCAAAUCUGCUAUUAUUGGAAAAGUUGCUGAUGUCGAGCGCGACCUCCAAGGCUGUAAAAUUUGGCUUUCAGAGAGUCCCAUGUUUUCCCUCGCCCCUGGUUCCAUCAUAUCGGUGUCACUUGCUUCUUCAAUGAAGAACUUUUCAUCAAGCUUCCCACUCAGCUCAUUAGCAGAUGAAUGUGCUGCAUAUUUUGGGAUUGAUACAGUAGAGAAGAUGGCUAAUGAAGUGGGGAGUUACUUUGCUCUUGCAACAGUUUUUCCUUCUAGUAAGGUUUUGAGGAAUGAAGUGCGAUUGUCUGCCAACCUUUCCUACACCAUGGGUUGUCCUACUUCAGGCAGUGUUGUGUUUGUUUACCCUAUACAGAGCCAAUUCCCAUCCAGUCCUGUAAAUGGACAUGACACACCAAAUGGCACCAGAGUUGGCUCUUUUGCUGUAUACAACUGCAAGGAAUUGCAUCUAGAGCUGGCUCUUUCGUAGAAUAAAUCAACAGUGCCAAGUAAUAUGUUGUCUUCCAUUAACUUCCCUGCAGAGAAACCUCAUGAUCCAUUUGAAAUUGGAAUGGUUUUAACCCCUAAAACUCCAUUGUAUCAGUCAAAACUUAGCUCUUCUAGCACUAGUCACACAACUUCACCAGUAUGCGAAAAUUCAGUAUCAUGUUUACCAAAUCCAAACAGUCCAUCUAUUGAUUCAUUUGAUAUUAGGGAGCUAUUAGGGGAUAAAAGUGCCAAGAAAAUUCUGCGUACAUGUGUUAGUUUGUGGUUGCUUUCUCGUAAUCUGUUCUGUGGAAAUUUUGUUGCCAUCCCGACACAUUCUGAGCUUUUAAUUUUUCGCGUGAUAGAUGCUAAACAAUUGUCAGCAAAGAGUAGCAGCCAUAAUUUUUCGAAUGAGAAAAGUCAUCAUUUGCUCUUCAAAGAUCCUGAACUGGUGGACCAUGUGAACCAUGCUUUUGUUGUAAACCAUGAUGCAGAAGUCUGUCUGUAUUUUCCAUCAAAUAUGGUGUCUGAAACUUCUCAAAAAGGAGGUUUUUCAGGUGUUGAACUUGAAUAUAAGGAUGUUAAAGCUAAUGUGGUGGACAAUACUUUGAAGUUGGGUGGUCUUUCAAAAGAAUAUGCAAUUUUGAAAGAUAUAAUAAUCUCCUCAUCAGUGAAGGACACUUUGUCGAGUUUCGGUUUACGAACUACAAAGGGAGUGCUUCUGCAUGGCUCUCCUGGCACGGGUAAGACUUCUUUAGCUCGUCUGUGUGCCCGUGAUUCUGGUGUCAGAUUUUUCUCUGUGAAUGGACCUGAAAUUGUGAGUAAAUUUUAUGGAGAAAGUUAGAAAGCUUUGCUUGAAGUUUUUGAGUCAGCAAGCCAAACAGCACCUGCCAUGAAAAUUAGUGUUAUUGCUGACGAUGAUGAUGCAGUGCAAAGGUAUUCAUCGAUGAGUUGGAUGCCAUUGCCCCUGCUCGUAAAGAUGGAGGUAAUACUUGAGGUUCCAAAGGUCAAUUGGGAAGAUGUUGGCGGCCAAAGUGAGGUUAAAACUCAAUUAAUGGAAGCUGUGGAGUGGCCUCAAAAACACCAGGAUGCAUUCAAGCGUAUUGGGACUCGUCCCCCAACAGGGAUUUUGAUGUUUGGUCCUCCUGGUUGCAGCAAAACCCUAAUGGCACGUGCAGUGGCCUCUGAAGCAGGAUUGAAUUUCCUUUCCGUGAAGGGUCCUGAACUUUUCAGUAAAUGGGUUGGUGAAUCUGAGAAGGCUGUAAGAUCACUAUUCGCAAAGGCAAGGUCCAAUGCCCCAUCAAUUAUAUUUUUUGACGAAAUUGAUGGUCUUGCUGUCAUCCGUGGGAAGGAAAGUGAUGGGGUUUCAGUUUCUGAUAGGGUUAUGAGUCAACUUCUUGUUGAACCGGAUGGUUUGUAUCAAAGAGUUGAUGUUACUGUUAUUGCUGCUACAAACCGACCAGACAAGAUUGAUCCUGCCCUUUUAAGACCAGGACGCUUUGACCGGCUGCUAUAUGUGGGGCCUCCAAAUAACACAGACCGAGAAGAGAUAUUCCGCAUCCAUUUAUGCAAAAUUUCAUGUAGUUCUGACAUCAACAUAAUGGAGCUGGCUAGUCUCACAGAAGGCUUCACUGGGGCUGAUAUAUCCUUGAUCUGCCGGGAGGCAGCUGUUGCAGCUAUUGAGGAGUGCCUUGAUGCUUCAGAAGUAACAAUGCAACAUUUAAGGACUGCAAUUAGACAAGUACAACCAUCGGAAAUUCACUCUUGUGAAGAGCUAUCUGCAAAAUUUCAAAGGCUUGUUUGUUCUACUGCAACAGAACAUGAAUGAGUAUUUCAGCAGUAUUCUAGUAAAUCAAACUGGUUUCCCAUCUGGAACCUUAUAAAAUCUGUUGCACUCUUCCUUUAUCAAUUCCCAGCAGCAGCCCGUUUACCCCCAAAGGCUGCUUCAAGUGUUUAGACCAACUUUUGUGCAGCUUAGGAUGAUCUUCCUGUCCUUUUAAUCGAAGACUGCACCUUGUCCGAUUUCGAUAGGGUUUUUGAGGCGGUUAAGACUUGGGAGUGUUUGGGGCUUCAAAAGGAAAUGUCGAAUACAAGUAGAACACAUCAUUUUGAUGAGGCUGGGGUCUUGCAGAGACUUGAGCAUGGCAUUCUGAGGGGACACAAGUGGUUAUCAAAGUUUUGUGCACGAAGGUCCAAUUGCAGUCCGACUGAACUCUCUAAUGGGGGCCCAGAUAUUCCCUUAUGAUAAUUUGCAAUGGGGGGAGUUGUGGAUUACACGUGUCAUAAGAGGGCUUGAGGGGGCAGCCCGUUGGAAACUUGUGAGCUUUUCACGAUGGGGUUUGACCGGCUGUGGAAACCAUGAUGGCCGAAAAGCACUUGGCAGGCAUCCUCUGACUUCAAUCUCCAUCAUCGGAAUUUCUAAAUUAUGACCUAAUAUCUAUCUCACAGAGAAUUUUGUGUGUAUGAAAUUGGCUUUCAACAGGACGGUAAAACGGGUUGGAUUAAUGAAUUCGUGAUUGUCGCUCUUUGUAUUUUUAUACACUUAUUAUUUAUUUAUUGUUAUUAUUUUGUUUCAA